This is a messenger RNA of Nothobranchius furzeri (turquoise killifish), 916 nucleotides long. RefSeq names its product tumor protein D54. The record is from RefSeq and is a predicted model, not a curated record. NCBI's taxonomy places the organism in Eukaryota, Metazoa, Chordata, Actinopteri, Cyprinodontiformes, Nothobranchiidae. Gene Ontology annotation, cellular component: cytoplasm.
AUUAUCCUCUCCGUGUGAGAGAGUAAACCUAGUAAUGCUCUCAGUAAUCUGGCUGCAUCCUGCUAGUCUCGGAGCUCUGGUGACUUGAUACAAAUAGCCUAACCAAAACACUGUGAGGAGAUAAUGCCAGCAAUGAGCCGACAAGCAGGAAGUGGAUGCUCACUCACAGAUCUCGGCGAAAAUGACUUGGACCAUCUUCGUUUUGAACUUGCAAAGACAGAGGAUGAGAUUCAGACCCUGAGACAGGUUCUGAUGGCCAAAGAAAAGUAUGCAGCAGACAUCCGGAGGCAGCUGGGAAUGAGUCCUGUUGACAACCUCAAACAAAACCUGUCUAAAGGCUGGCAGGAGGUCCAGACCUCAGCCCCAUAUCUUGCAGCCUCCUCCACGCUGGAGGACAUCAGCCACUCCAGUGUAUAUGUGAGGACUCGAGAUGGUUUCUCUCAAGCGGGCCAGAUUACGUCUGCUGUGCUGUCCAAUGUGGGCGAGGUCAUUACCAGGAGAUUGGCUCAGAUGAGAGCGCUUCCUCUUCCAAGCCCCCCACGCAACCUGAGUCACACGAUGAGUGUUCCAACUAUGAGACAUUCCUCUACGUUCAGGUCUUUUGAGGAAAUGGUCGGCAAUGUAAAGGAUAAGGUGACUGGAGGUCUGUCGAGUAACGGAGACACCUCUGGGUUUGAAAGAAGAUACACACGCAACCCAACAUAAUGAGAUGAGCUCACCUUCAUCAUUUAUAAAGAGUGAUGUUUUGAUUUAUCUCUGUGUGACUCUGCUCAACACUGUCUGAGCAUCAUAGUGGUCUGUGUGGUAAUGAAACGUGUUUGGACACACCAGUGCUGUAGAUCCAUCUUCUGAAAACCGCCAUGAUUAAAAGUAUUUUUCUAAUGUGAAUUUUUCCUAUUAAAGGCAUUAGAAUAUG